AUGUCCUCCCAUAGUCCACCAUUUCCACCGCAACAACGCCCGCCUGUACCCACUGUGACCUCGCCAGCCUUAUCUGCGAACCCCUCCCGAAGAGCCUCAGACAAUAUUAGCCAUGGUCAGGUCGCCACCGCCGACCAGCACACCCAACCUUCUCCCUCGCAUGAGCUGCACAGCAUUCGCAGCUGUGUUACCUGCCGUCGGCGCAAAGUUCGCUGCAACAAGCGAUCGCCGUGCUCGAAUUGCGUAAGGGCGGGCAUCGAGUGCAUUUACCCCCCACCUGGAAGGGCUCCCCGCAAAUCGAAGCGGCCACAAGAUGCUGAACUCCUGUCUCGACUCAGGCGGUUGGAGGGUGUUAUUGAGCAUUUGAACGAGAAACGAACAGCGUCGUUAUCGGAUACGCCUUCCCCAGGUCAAUCGCGCAGUGAGAAUGUGAGCACACAACCGCCGCCAGCGCCCGCUGGAGGCGAUGGCGAUGGCAAUGGCGAUGGCUGUCCGCUCAUACCUAAUGCUGCUAACGUAGAUCCUUUGAGGCCUAUGGCUACACGCAACAUGGAGCACGAAUUUGGACGACUGGUAAUAGAUGAAGGCCGAAGCCGUUAUGUGAGUAAUCGUUUUUGGGCCAGUCUCGGUGAUGAGAUCGAGGAGCUUCAGGAUAUUCUCGAUCCAUCAGCGUCCGAGCACGAGGAUUAUCCCUCGCCGGAGUCGUCAUCGACGAACUCUGUCAACCAUGACGGUUUUCUGUUUGGAUUCUACUCGCUGUCGCAUUCCCUCCAGUCCUUUCUGCCACCUCCGUCAAAAAUCCCAGUGCUUUGGAAUCUCUACUAUGAAAACGUGGCGCCGUUAGUCCCCAUCGUUCAUAAACCUACCGCCAAGCAUGUCUUUACGAUUGCAGCCCAGGACCCGAGCAGCUUGGACAAGAACCAGGAAGCAUUGUUCCUGGCGAUGUGCCUAGUGGCGGUCAUCAGCCUGUCUCACGACCAAUGUCUCCUUCAAUUAGAAGAGGACCGUGAUGCUGCUGUCAAGCGCUAUCGAUUUGCAGUCGAGCAAGCUUUAGCUAAGGCUAAUUUCCUGAACACGCAGAACCUAAUGCUACUUCAAGCUGCCGUGAUUUUUCUCAUUGGCAUCCGUCGCGAGGAUGAUACCAAAUUUGUGUGGUCUAUGACGGCUCUCGUCCUUCGCCUUGCGCAAGGACUUGGCCUCCAUCGGGAUGGCACGAAAUUCGGCUUGAAGCCCUUUGACACGGAGAUGCGCCGGAGGCUGUGGUGGCAUAUCUGUCUGUUGGACAUCCGAUCGUCUGAAGACCAUGGGACUGAUUCCCAGAUUAACGAACGAAUCUACGAUACUCGGCUUCCACUGAACGUCAAUGAUGACGACCUAAGACCAGAUAUGCACGAGCCGCCCCCGGAGAGGAUCGGUUGUACCGAGAUGACCUUCUGUCUCAUCCGCUGCGACAUCACUGUGGCACUCCGGCGGGUCAGCUAUGCUUGUCCAAAUGGUCAUUUUAGACCAGGUACUCGGCCGGUUUCCGCAGACAAUUGUGGCAAUCUGAUCAAAGCCAUCAAUGCCCGCAUCGAGGAACGAUACAUCAAGCAUUGUGACAUGCAUGUGCCUAUACAAUGGGUCUGCGCUACAGUCGCCCGACUCAUUCUUACCAAGCUGUGGCUUGUGAUACAUCAUCCCAUGACGCGGCCGGACCGGGAUAUUGCUCUGACCAACGCUAAUAGAGAGAGCUUAUUUGCAACGUCUGUGGAGGUCGCCGAAUUUGCGCGCCUGCUAGGAGCCGACAAGAACACAUUCAAGUGGAGCUGGCUUUUUGCCACAAGCAUGCAAUGGCAUGCCAUCGCCUUCGUUUUGUCAGAACUUUGUGUGCGCCCGUUGAGCCCACUGACAGACCGUGCUUGGGAGGCUGUGAGUAAUCUAUACCGAGAUUGGGUGCACAACAGCAAGCAAAGGAAGGGCAUGCUCUGGCGACCGUUGUCAAGGCUCAUGAAGCGUGCGGCUGCUCACAGAGCAAAACAGGAGGCAAUGCGAUCUCAGCUGGGUCUUACCGCAGGCACUUUCCAGGAUGUGCCGUUUACUGGUGGCACGGGACCCUCGCUCCUCCAGCCUCCUCCCAUAUUACCCCAGUCUCUUGCUCAACGGGAUUCACAAGUCUCAUCCGUGGUGCCGAAUGGGGGCGCAUCGUCCAAUACCGGCGGACUGGAUAUUGAUCUUCGAGAGGGGCCGCUGGAGGCAAUCAGUAGUCUUUUCCCCGGUGUGGACUGGCUGAAUCCUCGAACGGCAGCCAUUGAGCGGCCGGAUACUACAAACAGGGCUGAGUCAACGAACUCAUUCGCAGAAUCGGCGAACAUUGCAAAUGCAAGUCAGCCGGACCCGCGGCUCAAUUGGGAUGAAUGGGAUCAAGUCAUGCAAGACUUUCAAAUGGAUUUGCAGGAAGCCAAUACAGAGAACCUAUUUGCGAACAUCUCCGACUGGUUUGCCUGA
Aspergillus saccharolyticus JOP 1030-1 is the source of this 2484-nucleotide messenger RNA. Its product is annotated as putative C6 transcription factor. The record is from RefSeq and is a predicted model, not a curated record. Lineage: Eukaryota; Fungi; Ascomycota; Eurotiomycetes; Eurotiales; Aspergillaceae. The transcript has 2 exons. Gene Ontology annotation, biological process: regulation of DNA-templated transcription; DNA-templated transcription. Bases 1 to 2484 code for a protein of 827 amino acids. Gene Ontology annotation, molecular function: DNA binding; DNA-binding transcription factor activity, RNA polymerase II-specific; zinc ion binding.